AUGUUGGAUUCACACAUUAUUAAAAGGUUGUUUGCGAACAAUCUUUUUAAAAUUCUACAACUGAACAACAAGAUUCUGGGAAUCGAUUCGCAAAUUCUCUGUUCCCUUGAGGAUAUUAAUGCUAAUCAAGGAGGUUCCAAAAUAAACUUUAAGACUAAAAUUCUCGCUUGGAUCAAUCUGUACAAUUUUGUCACUCUUAAUUUACAACUAAACGAGACGAUCGAUUCAUUUGAUUUAUUAAAGGAUUCAAGGACUCUAAUCCAUUCUAAGGACUUUUACGAAUCUAACGAGGCUAAUCCUUCCAGGAUCGGACGUAUUUUAAGCCUGAUAUAGCCAUUUGAAGUGUAAAAACGAAAAUACAUGCAUAAAACAACAAAUUUGUUAAUAUUAACAAAAAUAAAUAAUUAUCAAACAA
Molecule: messenger RNA, 415 nt
Organism: Drosophila montana
Lineage: Eukaryota; Metazoa; Arthropoda; Insecta; Diptera; Drosophilidae
Exons: 5
Coding region: 1-333 (110 amino acids)
Source: RefSeq, a predicted model, not a curated record